Molecule: messenger RNA, 1569 nt
Organism: Debaryomyces hansenii CBS767
Lineage: Eukaryota; Fungi; Ascomycota; Pichiomycetes; Serinales; Debaryomycetaceae
Gene: GAL1
Product: galactokinase
Exons: 1
Coding region: 1-1569 (522 amino acids)
Biological process (GO): carbohydrate phosphorylation; galactose metabolic process
Cellular component (GO): cytosol; cytoplasm
Molecular function (GO): ATP binding; galactokinase activity
Source: RefSeq, a predicted model, not a curated record
AUGACCGACUCCGUUCCAACAUUCAAAGACUUAUCGUUUUAUUCUGAUCCAGAAUCAAACAACUCAAGAUAUGUAAAAUUGAUUCAAAAAUUCCAGGAAAAUUUUGGAAUUAAACCAGAAUUUAUUAGUCGUUCACCUGGAAGAGUCAACUUGAUUGGGGAUCACAUUGAUUACAAUCACUUUUCUGUAUUGCCAAUGGCUAUUGAUGUUGAUGUUAUCGGCGCUGUUGGUACUAGUGAUGAUCAUAAGGUAGUAUUAACCAAUACUGACGAAUCGUUUGCAAAGGAAGAAUUCGAUUUAGCCUCUGAUGGGAGUGUUAUUGAAAUAGAUAAGACCAACCAUACUUGGGGAAAUUACUUUAAAUGUGGAUUGAUUGUUGCUCAUAAGUAUAUCAGAGACAAUUUCCCUGAAAGUGUGGAUAGCGGUUCAAAACCAUUGAAAGGUUUAAGAUUAACAUUCAACGGUACUGUUCCUACUGGUGGAGGCUUAUCUUCAUCCGCUGCAUUUUGUGUUGCCUCAACCUUAGCAAUCUUAAGAGCUAACGGAGUAACGUCAAUUUCGAAAGCUGAUUUGACAAGAAUUACAGUUGUGUCUGAGCAUUACGUUGGGGUCAAUACCGGUGGUAUGGAUCAAUGUGCAUCCAUAUACGGUGAGCAAAAUAAAGCAUUACUAAUUCAAUUUAAGCCUAAAUUAAUUGGUAUUCCAUUUGAGAUCCCUGUUAUUAAGCCUAAUGACAUGGUAUUUUUGAUUUCUAACAGUUUGCUCAAAGCAAACAAACACGAAACUGCUCCAACAGACUAUAAUUUAAGAGUGGUAGAAAUUGCCGCUGCAUCAGAAUUAUUUGCUAAAAAAUUCAAUUUGAAUUUACCUAAGGAUUCAAAUGUAUCUACAGGUACAUUAAGAGGCUUCAUGGACAAAUAUUUUGAAGAAUAUUUAAAGAAAGAUGCUUGGGAUGGUAGCGAUAUUGAUGUUGGUAUCAGUCGUUUAGAAGAAAUGUUGAAGCUAACUGAAACUGCUUUCAGUGUUGAUGAAAAAGUUGGUUUCGAAACAUCCGAAAUCGCCAAGCAAUUAGGUUUAUCGGUGGAAGAAUUUACAAAGAUCUUUUUAACUAAAGCUCCAGUCAGAUACCAGAAGUUGAAGAUUUACCAGAGAAGCAAGCAUGUAUUCUCUGAUUCGUUGAGAGUUUUGCAGGUCUUAAAAUUGUUAAGGAAUUACAAUCCAAGCGAAGACUCCGAAGUGUUCUUGAAAAAAUUUGGUACUUUGUUAAGUGAUUCCCAUCACUCUAGUGAUAUUUAUAACGAUUCUUCAAGGCCCGAAUUAGAUCAACUUUGUGAAAUAUCUACAGCUAACGGUGCAUAUGGUGCAAGAGUUACUGGUGCUGGGUUUGGAGGUUCAGUAGUUCAUUUAACAACUGCUGAUAAAUUAUCCAACGUUGUAACAGCAUUAACUGAGCAAUAUUAUAAAAAACAUUUCCCAGAUAUCACUCAACAAGAAUUGGCUGAAGCCAUCGUGGUUUCGAAGCCAGCUACUGGUAGUUGCAUUGUUGAAUUAGAUAGUAUCUCGUUAUAA